Camellia sinensis is the source of this 1119-nucleotide messenger RNA. Lineage: Eukaryota; Viridiplantae; Streptophyta; Magnoliopsida; Ericales; Theaceae. The record is from RefSeq and is a predicted model, not a curated record.
AUGGAUGCUCUGUUAAGACCACAAUUUUAUGCGCCUGAAAUACUGCAAAUACACUGCGUGGGAAUUAGAAAUAGCUUCACGGAAGAUGUAUUUGUAACUACAGCUCUUAUCGACAUGUACAGCAAAUGUGGCAGUCUAAAUACUGCCCAUGAGGUUUUUCAAACCAUUCAAACCAAAACUUUGGCUUCUUGGAAUUGCAUGAUCAUGGGUUUUGCCAUUUACAGCCGAGGAAAAGAGGCAAUUUCAAUUUUUGAUGAAAUGCGUGCAGCAGGUAUUCAGCCUGAUGCGAUUACCUUCACUGCUCUCCUCUCUGGUUGCAAGCAUUCAGGUCUAAUCAAUGAAGGAUGGAAGUAUUUCGACAUCAUGAAGGCAGAUUACAAUAUAAUCCCCACAAUUGAGCAUUACUCGUGCAUGGUUGAUCUUCUUGGAAGGGCAGGGUAUCUUGAUGAAGCUUGGGAUUUCAUUGAAAAGAUGCCAAUGGUGCCAGAUGCUACGGUUUGGGGUGCUCUUCUUGGUUCAUGUCGGAUCCGUGAAAAUUUAGAGCUUGCAGAGAUAGCAGCAAAGAGACUUUUCAAAUUUGAACCACACAAUCCUGCUAAUUAUGUUCUGAUGAUGAACUCGUACGCGACUUUGAACAGAUGGGAAGAUACGGACUGUGUUAGAGAGUUGAUGAUGGAUGUUACAGCAGGGGCGAAAAUUGGGCAUGUAUGGAGCUGGAUACAAAUCAAUCAGAUGGUUCACAUGUUCUAUACCAGAGGAAAAGCUCACCCGGAUGAAGGAGAGAUAUACUUCGAGUUAUAUCAACUAAUUUCCCAAAUGAAAAGAUUGGGAUAUGUCCCUGACAUCAAAUGUGUGUACCAGAACAUUGAUCACGUGGAAAAGGAGAAGGUGUUGCUUACCCACACUGAGAAAUUGGCCAUUACGUAUGGACUAAUCAAGACGAGAAAGAGAGCACCUAUUCAGGUGAUUAAGAACACGAGAGUCUGUUCUGACUGUCAUACUGCAGCAAAAUAUAUUUCUUUGAUAAGAUGCCGCGAAAUCCUCCUCAGAGAAGGUGCUCGGUUUCCCCAUUUCAGAGAAGGGAAGUGUUCCUGCAAUGACUUCUGGUAAUAGGAAGGU